This is a messenger RNA of Esox lucius (northern pike), 3279 nucleotides long. RefSeq names its product CDP-L-ribitol pyrophosphorylase A (gene crppa). Gene Ontology annotation, molecular function: D-ribitol-5-phosphate cytidylyltransferase activity. Gene Ontology annotation, cellular component: cytosol. The record is from RefSeq and is a predicted model, not a curated record. NCBI's taxonomy places the organism in Eukaryota, Metazoa, Chordata, Actinopteri, Esociformes, Esocidae. Gene Ontology annotation, biological process: protein O-linked glycosylation via mannose; isoprenoid biosynthetic process. The transcript is spliced from 10 exons. The coding region runs from base 161 to 1474 and encodes 437 amino acids.
CUUGAUAGCGUUUGAGCGCGGCGCUGUGGCUACCAUGUAGCAGGUUAGAAACAUCGACUCCGCCCAUAAAGAAUUGAAUGAAUUAAGUGUACAUGGGGCUGUGCUGUGUUCGUAAGAUCUCAGUUUAUCAGUUUUUUAAACUUUAAAAUAAUCACUUGGCAUGAAUCAUGCAACAAUAAUGUGCGACAUGGACAGGCCUAUUGAACCAGGGCAUUUCUCAACAUGCGAAGCCGGGUUGGAAAAGCAUAUUGUGGGAUGUUGCAGUGUCGAUUUCCCGGUAGCUGCGGUUCUUCCAGCCGGUGGCAGCGGAGAAAGAACGGGGCUAUCGACACCCAAACAAUUCUGCACAUUUCUCAACAGACCUCUUAUUAGCUAUACAAUUCAAACCUUCGAGAGAGUGCCAUGGAUCCAAAGCAUUGUUGUGGUCGUUGCCAAGGAGAGCCUUGAUCUGAUGAUGGACAUUGUCCACCGCUUCCACCAUACCAAGGUCCUGGUGGUGCAUGGUGGAUCUACUCGCCACAGAUCUAUAUUCAAUGGGGUUUGUGCCCUAAGCAAGAGAGAAGAUGGUACAGCUCUGGUCAAACCAAAGGUGGUUAUCAUUCAUGAUGCAGUGCGGCCCUUUGUGGAAGAGGACUUCCUCCUCAAAAUAACAAUGGCUGCAAAAGAGCAAGGGGCUGCUGGAGCUAUUCGUCCUCUGGUCUCCACCGUGAUUGCUGCCACAUCGGAGGGCUAUCUUGACCACUCUCUGGAGAGAACCAAGUACAAAGCCAGUGAGAUGCCCCAGGGCUUCCUGUAUGAUGUCAUCUAUAAGGCAUAUCUGAGUUGCAGUGAGUCGGACUUUGAGUUUGGUACCGAGUGCCUCCAUCUGGUUCUGCGUUACUGCGGUACCAACGCCAAGCUCAUCGAAGGCCCGCCAACCCUGUGGAAGGUGACCUACAAACGAGAUUUGGCUGCAGCGGAGUCCAUUGUCAAAGGGACUCUAUCCGAGUCGGCCUGUGUUGUCGCUGGCGGGUCCAAACGGGCCGCAGAGCUGGCCAGAGUGCUGCAGAAGAGCAUGGGCGUCUUGGGCAUGGAGGUGGAUGUGAUCUCAGACUUGAUAGGAGACAAUGCCAAGUCUCUGUCCAGCAAGUGGAACUUCAUUCUCAUUUCAAUGAACAUUCACUCCCUGUCUGAAGUUGAAAAAACACUGAGUAUGUUGGAGGAUGCAGACCGAGCGCUCCUGCAUCCAGUCGUCAUUAUCUGGGUGCAUUUGAAAUCAUUGGAGGACGACUCAUCCGUCAACGAAGAGCGGGCGGCCAUGAUGGAUCUCGCUUCAGGAGCCAAGCUCAGAAAUGUUUUAGUGUAUGGCAUCCAGCUUCAUCACUCAAAGGAGGCUCAGCUCUGGGAGCGGUCAGUGGAGCGGUUGACCGAGAUUUCGUCUGCUCUGAUCCGGGACAGAACCCCAGCCCUGAUAGGACAGCUGCUCCAGGCGUGAACCAACUAGAAGUCCGAACCACUCAGUUCGCCUCAUUGUUGAUGGCAAUGAGGAACAUGGAAAGCCAUGAAACGGUUGUCUGCUGGGAUUCACUAACCCAAAAACAGUUGUCUGAUGUGAUCCACUACACCAGAAACAGUUGACUGAUGUGAUCCAUUGCACUAGAAACAGUUCAUUGAUGUGAUCCACUACACCAAAAACAGAUGACUGAUGUGAUCCAUUACACUAGAAACAGUUGACUGAUGUGAUCCAUUACACUACAAACAGAUGACUGAUGUGAUCCAUUACACUAGAAAUAGUUAACUGAUGUGAUCCAUUGCACUAGAAACAGUUCAUUGAUGUGAUCCACUACACCAAAAACAGAUGACUGAUGUGAUCCAUUACACUAGAAACAGUUGACUGAUGUGAUCCAUUACACUAGAAACAGUUGUCUGAUGUGAUCCAUUACACUAGAAACAGUUGACUGAUGUGAUCCAUUACACUAGAAACAGUUGACUGAUGUGAUCCAUUACACUAGAAACAGUUGUCUGAUGUGAUCCAUUACACUAGAAACAGUUGACUGAUGUGAUCCAUUACACUAAAAACAGUUGACUGAUGUGAUCCACUACACCAAAAACAGAUGACUGAUGUGAUCCAUUACACUAGAAACAGUUGACUGAUGUGAUCCAUUACACUAGAAACAGUUGACUGAUGUGAUCCACUACACCAAAAACAGUUGACUGAUGUGAUCCAUUACACUAGAAACAGUUGACUGAUGUGAUCCACUACACCAAAAACAGAUGACUGAUGUGAUCCAUUACAAUAGAAACAGAUGACUGAUGUGAUCCACUACGUCAAAAACAGUUGACUGAUGUGAUCCACUACAUCAAAAACAGUUUUCUGAUUUUAUUGACUAUGCCAGAAGCAGUUGACUGAUAUGUUCUACUACACAAGAAACAGUUGAUUGAUAUGAUCCCCUAUGCCAGGAACAGUUGACUGAUGUGAUCCACUACAUCAAAAACAGUUUUCUGAUUUUAUUGACUAUGCCAGAAGCAGUUGACUGAUAUGAUCUACUACACAAGAAACAGUUGAUUGAUAUGAUCCCCUAUGCCAGGAACAGUUGACUGAUGUGAUCCAUUCCACUAGAAACAUUUGACUGAUGUGAUCCAUUCCACUAGAAACAUUUGACUGAUGUGAUCCAUUACACUAGAAACAGUUGACUGAUGUGAUCCACUACACCAAAAACGGUUGACUGAUGUGAUCCACUAUGUCAAAAACGGUUGACUGAUGUGAUCCACUACAUCAAAAACAGUUUUCUGAUGUUAUUGACUAUACCAGAAGCAGUUGACUGAAAUGAUCUACUACACAAGAAACAGUUGAUUGAUAUGAUCCCCUAUGCCAGGAUCAGUUGACUGAUGUGAUCCAUUACACUAGAAAUGGUUGACUGAUGUGAUCCAUUACACUAGAAAUGGUUGACUGAUGUGAUCCAUUACACUAGAAACCGUUGUCUGAUGUGAUCCAUUACACUAGAAACAGUUGACUGAUGUGAUCCAUUACACUAAAAACAGUUCACUGAUGUGAUCCACUACACCAAAAACAGAUGACUGAUGUGAUCCAUUACACUAGAAAAAGUUCACUGAUGUGAUCCAUAAUACCAAUAACAGUCGACUGAUCUAAGGAUAUUGAUGUAUUCAGAGUUCACUUGGCAAGUGUGUGAGACUACAAUCUGUCAAUGUAUUAAGUGUGUGAGACUACAAUUUGACAUAAAUGAAUGGAACAAUUUAUACUGUAUUACUUUUUUUUUUUUAAUAAAGCACAUAAAAGGA